ACAAUGUUGCGCAUGCGCCAGCCUCCUUCUAACUGUUAGCGACCGAAAUCUGUCAGCUCAGCGGAGUGAAGGUUCAUCUAAUACCCUCAAAUAUCCCCCAGCACCAGUAUAUUUUGGUCAGCGUUGGGGAGUUAACUCUUACGCGAGGUGUUUUUAGCGUCGACUUGCAACUUUUCAACGCGUGUUGACAGAAAGAAAGCGCAGAAUGGCGAGCAGUUCUAAACGGAAAGAGGAAAGUCACCUGCUGAAUGGGGCUGUGAAACAAUCCACAUGGAGCAAAGCUUUCUGCAGUAAUGCCGUUUGGGAAGAAAAGGAUGAGUUUUUGGAUGUGAUUUACUGGCUCCGACAAAUUAUUGCAGUUAUCCUUGGUGUGAUAUGGGGUGUUGCACCAUUGAAAGGAUUUCUAGGAAUAGCCAUCUUCUGCGUCAUCAAUGCGGGUCUUCUGUACGUAUACUUCAGCAGCUUUCAGCAGAUCGACGAAGAAGAGUACGGAGGCACGUGGGAACUCACCAAAGAAGGCUUCAUGACAUCUUUUGCCCUUUUUCUGGUGGUGUGGAUAAUCUUUUACACAGCUCUACAUUAUGACUGAGAGGAAUGCAUGAGGAAAUAAAUAUGAACAUUUUUGUUGAAGUAAGUUGACAAAACUGAAGAACUUCAUGGUUUGGGGAAGGGGGGGGGGGCUGUCGGUGAUCUACACUAAGACGUCUGUGUGCACAGCAUUAUGGGAAUGCUAGUUUGCUAAACAAGAUCCAGCAAGAACACAGCGAUGAGCACGUUCAGAUGCUGUACAUUUUUUAUUUUAUUUUUUUGAGGCUUCCGUUUUUUAAGUACAUCUUUCAUUAAACUUCCCAAAUAUUUCUUCACAUGAUCGUAAAAAAGGAACAAUAAAACACUAAGUUGCAUAAAGUAAAAAUGUUUUAGGCAGGUUGCACUGUUGGUUUUAGUACAUUUAUGUUGAUGUGAAGCAUUUCAGUCAGCUUGCUUUCUCCAACUUCAGAUGACUGAUGUGAAUCCAGAGUUUCUACAAGCUAUGACUACCAACCUGUGUUUAUUGGUUAUAUGCAGCUCAGUGAAGUUUCAAGCAAAGGACAAUAAAUACAAAAGUCAAUAUAAGACAAAGGUUCGGUUUGUGGAAACAUUUUCUAAAUGCAACGUGUCAGAUGAACAAAGCCACCCUACAUGGAUUAACUCUGAUGGUUUAAUCUUUUAAUCCCUGCUCUGAAAUUAGUUGACUGAAUAAAUGUUCAGAAAUGGUAGUCAUGAGUUAUAGUAAGAUUAAUGUAGUUUGUCUUAACAAGAGCAGAUAUAGGGAUUUUUUUAUUUUUUUUAUUUUUUUCUUCCAGAAAUAGGAGCUGUCAUUUGGUUUUGCUUCUCAAAAUGUCAGAUGUCUGUAUCCAAAAACAGCUGAUGAGCAACGUCCAACAUGUUCCGAUGCAAACUUUGAUCAUCUUGUUUUUAAGCUGAACUUGAUCCGUGCACUGCCAUGAUUUGCUUUUAGUAUUUGUCUGCCAUUAUUAAUAAACUUUAAUAAAAAUGUCAAUGGUAGCUUUUAGAUAAAUCAUGUCUGUUUGGAAAUUAAUUUAAAGUGUGUCAUUUUUUUUUCUGUCAAAUCCCACGUUGUAUUACACAGAUUUAUUUGUAUUUAUGUUAUAUCUCUUUUGAUGUAACAUAGUUCUCAGUAUUUUAUAGUAAAGAGGUUUUAAGAGCAGUUCUUGCAAAGAUGUUAUGAUACUGUUAUUCAAUAUGCAGCUGGUGUUUGACAGGAUUGUAUUUUCUGAUCAAAUCUUUUGGGAAUCAUUAAACGUGGGCUUCAUUUGGCCUUCAUUUUCAAAGACA
Messenger RNA from Fundulus heteroclitus (mummichog), 1836 nucleotides. It is a transcript of the gene rab5if, whose product is annotated as RAB5 interacting factor. NCBI's taxonomy places the organism in Eukaryota, Metazoa, Chordata, Actinopteri, Cyprinodontiformes, Fundulidae. Gene Ontology annotation, biological process: mitochondrial respirasome assembly. The record is from RefSeq and is a predicted model, not a curated record. The transcript is spliced from 4 exons. Bases 206 to 589 code for a protein of 127 amino acids.